UAGUCAGGGCAGCGGAGGGUGUUUUUGGAAGGAAGGCAGAAGCGCUAGAGCUCCGGAAAGAAUAAUACAAUCUGUAUACAAGGGAGGGGGGGGGUAAAAAAAUAUGUCGGCGUUUUGGGGGCAGAGGAGGAUUGUGGAAAAGCAAAGGGCGAGAGCUAGAAACGAGGCCCGACAGUCGUAACGUUAGCGCGGAGGGGAGGGGAAGGAAAGGGCAGCUGUCCCUGCUUGAUUGAUUGACUUGUGUGGGAAGGGUUUGACGAUCAACGAGGCUAGCCUGAUGUGCAGCCAAUGCUUCUUAAUAUCAUUGCAGUCGAAUUAGUGUGUAUUGCUUUCAAGAAAUGCAUUUUCAUUUGAAAUGUUAAAUGAGCAAUGCUAACGCUCUUUGAGACAACAUCUUUCGUAUCCAUCCGCAGAGGGGUCUUUUUUUUGUACCUGCCUAGCUAGGUUAGCUUGUUUUCUUGGCAGUGAUCCCCCUUGCUAAAUAUGGCGCGUCACAUUUGGCCUCACCGUACAGUAUACGAAACACGAAUAAGUUAACAGUACCUGACUAACGUCAGCUGUGUCUCGGACAUACGGUCCUCUUUUAGGUAACCUUUAUUGUGCUCGUGAGCUAACGCCAAUGUGGCGUUAACGGUACAUGCUGGCCAACAAAUACUGUGGAAAACAAGGCUUAUUCCCGCCGAGCUGCUUAGUCUGCGAAUAACACGAACGUUAUAGUACAUUGGGGUUAAGGUGUUAACCCAAAGGCUUUAUUACACUUGUAUCUCUCCUUGCCGCCACAAAGGGUGGGUAGCUAACACAGGGCUAACAGCUAAGCCCGUCGUGGUGUGUGUGUGUUUAACAGCAGUUGCAGGGUGGCCUUAUAACUGCCAACUAUUAUUAUAACAGUGCACCUAGGGUAUAUAGCUCAACCCUCGCUGUUUUCUGAUAUUGGUGUAAACAGAAAUGCUUAUUAAUGUUGAAGCGAUAUAUUGAAAUAAAUCAGUAACGUUAUCCACUCAUAUUUAACCUCCCCUCCUUAGCGUAUUUUCUGUGUGCCCCCAUAUUCUCUUGUUAUGGCCCAACGCGUGUGCAAACAUCAAAACCACAUAGUUUAUGGUUGGCCACCUGUCCCUCUCUAUAAUGCCCAGGUGUUUGCAGCAUCUGCAGUGAAGUGAUGGCAGCCCAGUCGAUUUCCAUAGACAAGUACCCAAAGGGAGAGCAGCAGAUGCAAGCUGUAGUAAAGGUAGACGGAGAUUCCGAGCAGAAGUAUCUUGAGGGGACGUUGGCAGAGGUGCCCAGCCCAGCCCCCACAGAGCCACAGACACCCAUGGACGUGGACAAAGCCUCCAUAUAUCGGCACCCCCUGUUCCCUCUCUUGGCCCUGCUGUUUGAGAAGUGUGAACAGUCCACGCUCAGCUCUGAUUGCAUCACCUCGGCCAGCUUCGACGUGGACAUUGAGAACUUUGUCCGCAAUCAGGAGAAAGAGGGCAAGCCCUUCUUCAGCGAGGACCCUGAACUCGACAACUUGGUGAGAACCCUCUCUCUGUGUCUCAUCCUCUGA
Messenger RNA from Notothenia coriiceps (black rockcod), 1543 nucleotides. Its product is annotated as homeobox protein PKNOX1. Bases 1157 to 1543 code for a protein of 128 amino acids. The record is from RefSeq and is a predicted model, not a curated record. NCBI's taxonomy places the organism in Eukaryota, Metazoa, Chordata, Actinopteri, Perciformes, Nototheniidae. The transcript has 5 exons.